Molecule: messenger RNA, 927 nt
Organism: Ilyonectria robusta
Lineage: Eukaryota; Fungi; Ascomycota; Sordariomycetes; Hypocreales; Nectriaceae
Exons: 1
Coding region: 1-927 (308 amino acids)
Source: RefSeq, a predicted model, not a curated record
AUGGGUCGCGCGUCCGACUUUAACCCAGACAGGGACAUUCCGUCCCUUGAGGGCAAGGUGAUUCUUAUCACUGGCGGCAACAUUGGCCUUGGGAGGGAGAGCGCCUUGGCUCUCUCGAAACACAAGCCAUCCCAGCUUUGGAUUGCAGCCCGCAACGCCCAAAAGGCAGACGCAACGAUUGCCGACAUCAAAAAACAAGCUCCUGGCGUCUCCGUGCACUUCUUGGAACUCGACCUCGGCUCUUUUGAUUCGAUCAAGAAAGCGGCAAGGACCUUCCUCGCCUCUGUCUCCCGCCUUGACCUCCUUCUACUCAACGCCGGCAUCAUGGCUGUUCCACCCGGGCUUACCAAAGAAGGAUACGAAAUCCAGUUUGGGACCAAUCAUGUCGGACAUGCCUUGUUUCUCAAGUUUCUCACGCCUCUCCUGAUCGACACCGCCACCAACCAUUCAUCGGCACCCGAGGUCCGGGUUGUCUUCCUGAGCUCGUUGGCACACAAGUUCACUGUGUCAAGCGGCAUCGACUUCGCCACCGUCAAGACCAAGGCCGAGGGCAUAUCCACGACCCACCGGUAUGGGCAGAGCAAGUUGGCGAAUGCAGCGUACGCUCGGGAGUUGGCAAGGAGGUGUCCACAGUUCACCACAGUAUCGGUUCACCCUGGAGCUGUCAAGACAGACCUCAAUCAGUCUAACGGCGGGAGCAUCGUACUUCGCUUAUUCCAAGCGUUUGUGGUCCCGAUCAUUGGCGUAACUCCCCAGGAAGGCGCUAGGAACCAGCUCUGGGCCGCAAGCGCAAAGGAAGUGGUGAGUGGAGAGUACUAUGUGCCUGUUGGAGUGGCUGGAAAAGGAAGUGCUUUUUCAAAGAGUGAGGAGUUCGGGAAAAGGCUCUGGGAAUGGACGGAGAUGGAGUUACAGGGGCACAGCGCAUAA